CCCCGAAUCCCCAAAAUCAGAGAGCGCACAAGUAAUAAAACCGAAGCGGCAGAUACAAUAAGCCGCCGCCACCACGCCACCGCCGCUGCAGAAAAAGGCAAGCAGUCGCACGGGGGAAUCGCCUCGCCUGUGGCCGCGGUGGGUUGGUGGGUGCGGGGUGCCGUCGCCUCCUAUUCUCAAGUCUCAACCCCACUCCCCAUUACCACGCUUCGCCUGGAUGCCCUCUCGCUUCUCCCCCACUCCACGCGCCGAUCCGCCAGCCAAGAAACCACGAGGCGAUCCAGUUGAGGAGGAGGAGGACGAGGAAGGAGGAGGAGGCGAGGUAUCCGCGCUGACUCUGCCGCGAGCUGCCCCCUUUUAGCCCCCAGCCCUGGCCACGCUGCCGCUGGACGACGCCAUCGCCCACCUGCACGCCGUCUUGGGGUGGUCGACCAGCAGCCGUGGCCGGCCCGGCGCCAGCAAGCGGUGGCAGCGCACUCGGCGGAGCGCGAUGCUAUGGGCAGCGCGCCUGUCCGGCUUCUUCUCCGCCGCCAUGCUGAUGGUGGUCCUCUCGCCGUCGCUGCAGUCCUUCCCGCCCGCCGAGGCCAUCCGGUCGUCGCAGUUCGACAGCCACGUCCGCUUCCCCGGCCAGAUCGCCGGGGGGGCCAGGGGCCUCCCCUUCCGCCGCGCGCCGUCCUUCCGCAAUGCCGCUGACUGCGGCAACGCCACCGGCAGCAAUGUCUGCGACCCCUCGCUCGUCCACAUCGCCAUUACUCUGGACGAGGGCUACCUGAGGGGCUCGGUCGCCGCCGUCCAUUCCGUGGUCCAGCACGCCAUGUGCCCGGAGAGCGUCUUCUUCCACUUCCUCGUCUCCGACCCCAGCCUGGGCGACCUCGUCCGCGCCGUCUUCCCGCAGCUCCGGUUCAAAGUCUACUACUUCGACCCCGCGCGCGUCCGGGGGCUCAUCUCGUCGUCGGUGCGCCAGGCGCUGGAGGAGCCGCUCAACUACGCCCGCAACUACCUCGCCGACCUCCUGGAGCCCUGCGUGCGCCGCGUCAUCUACCUCGACUCCGACCUCGUGCUCGUCGACGACGUGGCCAAGCUCUGGCGCACCGACCUCGGCGGCCGCACCGUCGGCGCGCCGGAGUACUGCCACGCCAACUUCACCAAGUACUUCACCGACCGGUUCUGGUCGGAGGAGCAGUUCGCCGGGACGUUCGAGGGCAGGCGGCCGUGCUACUUCAACACGGGCGUGAUGGUGCUGGACCUGGCGCGGUGGCGGCGCGCGGGCUACACCCGGCUUAUCGAGCGGUGGAUGGAGAUACAGAAGUCAGCGCCCGGGCGCAUCUACGAGCUGGGGUCGCUGCCGCCGUUCCUGCUGGUGUUCGCGGGGCACGUGGCGGCGAUCGAGCACCGGUGGAACCAGCACGGCCUGGGCGGCGACAACAUCCUGGGCAGCUGCCGCGACCUCCACCCGGGGCCGGUGAGCCUGCUGCAUUGGUCGGGGUCCGGCAAGCCGUGGGCGCGGCUGGGCGGCGGGCGGCCGUGCCCGCUGGACGCGCUCUGGGCGCCGUUCGACCUGUACGGCCCGGCCGCCGUGGAGCCGUCCCGGUAACCAACCAACCGCAAACAACACUACUACUACAAAGAUUCUUUUCCUUCUUUCGCCGACCCGUAUAAAUCCUGAGCUCUAAUUCUUGGUCACCGUUACAUGUUCAAAAACCUAUAUAUUUUUUCUCCUCCUUCCCGUUCUCUUUCAAUUUCUUCUUCUGUUGAAUUAAAUGUUUUGUGCCACUCCUAGAUUGUUCGUGUUCGUCCCACAUAUUUUUGGUCGUUUGUUUGGUGCUACAAAAAAGGUCAUUUGUAUCAUACCAUACACUCUACAGAGCUGCAGCCUCAUCAUGGCAUCAUGGUGAUGGUGAUGAUGAUGAUGAUAUAAAUAAAUAAAUAAAUAAAAGCAGAGGGAGGGAGGGAGAGAAACAGACUUUGCACA
Messenger RNA from Triticum dicoccoides, 1972 nucleotides. RefSeq names its product probable galacturonosyltransferase-like 7. The record is from RefSeq and is a predicted model, not a curated record. NCBI's taxonomy places the organism in Eukaryota, Viridiplantae, Streptophyta, Magnoliopsida, Poales, Poaceae. The coding region runs from base 491 to 1594 and encodes 367 amino acids. The transcript has a single exon. Gene Ontology annotation, molecular function: glycosyltransferase activity. Gene Ontology annotation, cellular component: Golgi apparatus.